Messenger RNA from Emiliania huxleyi CCMP1516, 576 nucleotides. RefSeq lists its product as hypothetical. The annotation marks the transcript as partial. The record is from RefSeq and is a predicted model, not a curated record. The transcript is spliced from 2 exons. NCBI's taxonomy places the organism in Eukaryota, Haptophyta, Isochrysidales, Noelaerhabdaceae.
GGAGAGCGCGAGGGGCGCGGGGUCAUGCGGUACGCCAACGGCAACGUUUACGACGGCGAGUGGAAGGCGGGUAAGAGGGAGGGGCGCGGCGUCGUGCGGUACGCCGACGGCAGCGUCUACGACGGCGAGUACAAGGCGGGUGAGAUGGAGGGGCGCGGCGUCUACCGGCACGCCAAUGGCAACGUCUACGACGGCGAGUGGAAGGCGGGUAAGAUGGAGGGGCGCGGCGUCUACCGGCACGCCAACGGCAACGUUUACGACGGCGAGUACAAGGCGGAUAACAUGGAGGCCAUCAGCAAGAGGCCCGCGCCAGACGUCUACGAGGGCGAGUUCAAGGCGGGUAAGAAGGAGGGGCGCGGCGUCUACCGGUACGCCAACGGCGACGUCUACGAGGGCGAGUACAAGGCGGGUAAGUAUGAGGGGCGCGGCGUCUACCGGCACGCCAACGGCGACGUCUACGACGGCGAGUGGAGUCGGGCUUCUACAAGCAGGGUGCGCGCGUCGGCGAGGGCGUCAUGUGGGUGGCGGACGGGCGGCGGGCGGCGCGGGUGCGUGACGGGAAGGCGGUGGAGAUGA